AUGGAACGCAUUGUGGAAUACUCUGAAAAUCUAUCUACAGAUACAGACUCAUAUGCAAGGAUUGAUGAAGAAGCUUCACAACGCAAUGAAUUAGAGAACUUUAAUACUUUAAUUUUACCUAUUUCCACGUCAAAUACCUUCCAGUAUGAUCCCGAAUUGGAAGCACUCCAUGAAAAAGUCAUAAUAUUAAGAAAAGAGUUAUCGAGUGUUGUCUGCCAAUCCGAAUAUUCUGAAGCAGUGCGUGCAAAUGCUGAGUUGCAUGCAUCGCUCAUGAAAGUUCAGUUGAUGAGGCAAUUUAAAUGGCAUAUAUCCCUUUUACUAACAAUCUCCGCUGCUUUACACGACCAGGAGAACACAAAUCUACUGCAAGAUUCAAGGGUGAACAAUUCAGGCGAAGGUGUAAAUCCACUCACUGAUAGUUCAUUUCAAGCUGGGAGGAUACAAAAUGAUAUUGAGAAACUUGCUCAUGAGAUAAUAGCUGCAUUAAGAGACAAGAAUGUUCAGCUGAAAAAUCUCUCCAUCGAGAAAACUAUACUCCAAAAUUUGUACAAUGAACUGCUUCAAAGACAUGAAUGUUUAAAGAAACAGCAUGAAGGAACUCUAACUGUUAUUGAAGCACAGAAGGAAAGACUGUCAGCUCUUGAUAGUCUAAAUAAGGAUUUGACUGAAGGAAAUAGAAAUGUAUGUACCAAACUAUUGAUUACUGAAAAUUUGUUAAACAGAUUGAAAGUUCAAAAUUAUUCAAUUAGUCAAGAAAUUAAAACAAGCAUUGAAAACUACAUGAGUACAAUUCUUACUCGACACAUGGAUCAGAUUAGGUUAAAUUUUUUUCAAACAAAUCAAAGAAUCGAUGCACAGUUACAUCGACUCUUCGCAUUAAAACAAUAUCUUAAUGAGAAUAAAUCAAAAUUAAAAAUUGGCUUAUACAACAAUACUAAUGGUCGAAAGCAUACAUUUUGUCAAACAGAUCCAGAAUUGAUCCAACCUACUUCAAUGAAUCCAAAACGAAAUCAAUUCACUCAGAAACACCAUCAUCAUCAUCAUCAGAUGUGUACAUGGCCUUUUUCUAAAAAGAAAUUAAGGGCUGUUGAAGAUCAAAAAUCGAUUAUGCAUAAACUGCAUUCAAUUAUCAAAAUGCUCAAACAAAUUAAUUCAAUGAAUACGAAUUCAAUUGACAAAGAUAAUUCCAUGCAUAAAUCAAUAGAUAAAGCAUUCAACAUUCAACAGAAUAUAGAUACAUUAGAACAAACUGAACAACUAUUGAAUAUGAUCAAUAGUCAUUCAAAUCGGUUUAUGUCAACUGGCAAUAAAUCAAUUAUAUAUGACAAUCAAAAAGUACUACCGUCUUCAUCAUUGAACAAAUGCAUUGGGAAGAAAUUUUAUAACUUGAAAGUAAGUAAAAAGUACUGUUCCAUAGUACUGCUAUAA
Messenger RNA from Trichobilharzia regenti, 1428 nucleotides. The record is from the annotation of a GenBank genome assembly. NCBI's taxonomy places the organism in Eukaryota, Metazoa, Platyhelminthes, Trematoda, Strigeidida, Schistosomatidae.